Molecule: messenger RNA, 1790 nt
Organism: Oreochromis aureus
Lineage: Eukaryota; Metazoa; Chordata; Actinopteri; Cichliformes; Cichlidae
Gene: eral1
Product: Era-like 12S mitochondrial rRNA chaperone 1
Exons: 11
Coding region: 132-1475 (447 amino acids)
Biological process (GO): ribosomal small subunit assembly
Cellular component (GO): mitochondrial matrix
Molecular function (GO): ribosomal small subunit binding; GTP binding; rRNA binding
Source: RefSeq, a predicted model, not a curated record
GAUACCUCUCUUUGGUUAAAGUAACAUGGUUUCACACUGUAGGCAAUGUGAAUGUAAACAAGCGACCCAGUUCUUUGCAGACAAACAUCGUCUUAUUAGCUAAAACACAGCAGCCGUUUUAUCAAAGUAAGAUGGCUCUCAGAGUGUGUGGUCGCUUUUUCAGAGACUCGGCUGUCCUCUCCAGGCGGCUCGCCGUGUCUACUCGACAGGAAAGUGCGUCAUGGUUUCUGACAGCGGGAAAUGCUGCCCGCAGCCGUGGAGGGGGGAAUGGAUUUAUCUUCACUCCUGCUUGUUUUAUUACAUCAGAGGCAUUUCUCAGCAGACUGAUGAAAGGCAAAGCAGCAGAGGCAGACGGCAACAUUUAUCGCCUUCCAGCCUCAGUUCCGCCAGACAGCGGUGAACAGUUGUCUCUGUUACUGAAACAUCCAGAUCAACCUGAAAACUCAAAGGUUUUGAAAGUGGCAAUAAUAGGUGCCCCAAAUGCUGGGAAAUCCACAUUGUCCAAUCAGCUCCUUGGCAGAAAGGUGUUUGCCGUGUCCAAGAAAGUACACACUACACGGUCACGUGCACUGGGUGUCCUAACAGAGGAAUACACACAGAUAAUCUUGCUUGAUACUCCUGGUCUCACUACUCCAUCAAAGGUCAAAAGACACCAGCUGGAGAAGUCUUUGCUUGUGGAUCCCUGGAACACGGUCAAAGAAGCUGACCUAAUGGUAGUCAUGGUGGAUGUGGCAGACAAAUGGAUGUCCAGCAGGCUUGACUUUGAGGUGCUGAAAUGCCUGGCCCAGCACCCAGAUAUUCCAGCAGUCCUAGUCCUGAAUAAGGUGGACCUCGUGAAGGCUAAAGAUAGACUGCUGGAUAUCACGGCUCAGUUGACGUGUGGAGUGGUGAAUGGACGCAAAAUGCGGAUCAGGCCAGUGAUCAAGCCCCCGUGGGCAGAGAAAAGGUCAGAAAGGGCUUCAGAGGACGAGGAAAACGCAGCACCCGAGGAUGGGAGUGAGCCGACCUCUGCGCUGAGCAAAGAACAGCUGAAGACACUGAGAAACCAGCAGGGCUGGCCUCAUUUCAAGGACGUGUUCAUGCUGUCGUCAGUGGACAGAGAGGACGUGGACACUCUGAAGAGCUACUUCAUGGUUGCUGCCAAGCCAGGAUCAUGGCAAUAUCACAGUGAAGUCCUGACUGACCAAAGUCCAGAGGAGGUCUGCACUAACAUCAUCAGAGAGAAGCUUCUGGAGUAUCUGCCCCAGGAAGUGCCCUAUUCAAUGACACAGUCUGUUGAACUCUGGCAAGAUGGAGAAGAUGGAGAGCUUGAUAUUUCUGUGAAACUUUACACAAAGAAAGAAACCCACAUGAGGAUGGUGAUCGGCACAGCUGGACAGAUGGUAGCACGGAUCGCACGAGAAGCGAGCGAGGACCUGAGCAGAGUGUACCUGAGGGAAGUCAGGUUGAAGCUCUCAGUUAAGCUGAAAAAGUGAAAAUGGAUGAAGGACUUGCAAUAGGAAGAGAAAAGGACAGACCUCUCAUCAUGAGUUUGAUAUGGAGCUGUGACUUAACAUAUAAAAUAUUCUAGACCCAGAACUCCUUUGACCUGACACCUCUCUGAAGAAGAGGAAUUGUACUAUAAAUUGUGACUUUUGCAGCCUCCUUUCAUCUCGUGCAUUAUUAAAGCUUUUACAUAGAGAUGUUACAGAAUGCGGUUCACAGAGUGAUGUUGAAGUGCAAAGAGCCCCUUAGUUUUUCUGCAAAAAAAGUGUUGAUUAAAUGCAGCUUACACAAGCCACAGAACCCCC